GUGCUUGGUUCCAGCUCUCUGCUGCAUCAUUCAUUCAGAUAAGUUGUUUCACCCUUUUUGAAGACAUGCUGCACUGGAUUUACUGCUUUCUACUUUCUUUGUGGUUUUGGGGGUCAGGGCAGUGUGGGCCCCAGACAAGACCCCACUCUGACAUAACGGACCAGGAACUGUUCUGGGGCGCUGAUCAGUAUGACUUCUCUGUGGUGCUUCCUGCAGCUGGGACUGAAUGUUUCUGGCAUUUUGCUCAUCGUGGAGAGAGAUUUUACCUGAGUUUCAUGGUGCAGUGGGUGACAGGCGUGGGUCAUGACAGACAUCUAUCAGUGAUGGUGAAUGCUCCCAGUGGUUUGAUGGUGUCCACUUCUGAUGAUGCAAAGGGUCAGAUCAACUUUGAGGUCGAGGAAACAGGUUUCCAUCAGAUGUGUUUCAGCAACUUCCACAACCGCUUCAGCACCAUGCAGGUGUUCCUCAGCUUUGGGGUUUACUAUGAAGAUUACCAAGACCCCUCCAUGAGCCAUGAGGAGGAGAUGGAGGAGGAAGUGAGCAAAGACCUGAACAACACGCUGAGGGGGAUUGAGACAGCGACACACAGAGUGGAGCAGCGCGUCUUCCACGUGUUCCGUUACUACAGCUUCGGCCGGAUGAGGAAGAGUGCGGACUACUUCCUCCUGCAGUCCAACUCUCUGUACAUCAGCUGGUGGUCCACAGCCCUCAGCCUGCUCAUCAUCACCUCUGGGUACCUGCAGCUGCUGUUCCUCAAAAGUCUCUUUGUGAGCACGACUGGGCCCGAGGAUGACAAGCCCCGAUGUUGAGUCCAGGUCAGCCCGUUGGGCUCAAACAGGAAAAGCCAUCCGAUGUGCUGAAGUUUUGUGUGAUUGGAUUCAUGUUUGUAACAGUAAAGAUGUGUUUCUCUGA
Molecule: messenger RNA, 912 nt
Organism: Nothobranchius furzeri (turquoise killifish)
Lineage: Eukaryota; Metazoa; Chordata; Actinopteri; Cyprinodontiformes; Nothobranchiidae
Gene: tmed6
Product: transmembrane p24 trafficking protein 6
Biological process (GO): intracellular protein transport; Golgi organization; endoplasmic reticulum to Golgi vesicle-mediated transport
Cellular component (GO): Golgi apparatus; COPII-coated ER to Golgi transport vesicle; endoplasmic reticulum
Source: RefSeq, a predicted model, not a curated record